Messenger RNA from Camarhynchus parvulus, 16405 nucleotides. RefSeq names its product HECT, C2 and WW domain containing E3 ubiquitin protein ligase 2 (gene HECW2). Gene Ontology annotation, biological process: regulation of dendrite morphogenesis. The record is from RefSeq and is a predicted model, not a curated record. The transcript is spliced from 28 exons. Bases 3042 to 7637 code for a protein of 1531 amino acids. NCBI's taxonomy places the organism in Eukaryota, Metazoa, Chordata, Aves, Passeriformes, Thraupidae. Gene Ontology annotation, molecular function: ubiquitin-protein transferase activity; protein binding.
UGGAAAACCACAGAACUCUAAUCAAUUUAACCACAGAACAGGAACAAUUAGUGGUUUAAGACUAUGUGUUCUGAAAUGUCAUGUAUCCAUUAUCUUUAAAUUAUUCUUUUGAUUACUUUCUUUCAAGUUUUCCUAUCUUAUCAUCUUAUAUGUCCCAAAGUGCUUUCUCUUCUGAUUUCCUUCCUCUGCCACUCUCUCUCUGUUUUGUCUUCAGGCAUCUCUGCAAUUAUCUUGUCAUUCUCGUCCCUCCUCAGACCUCCAGUAAUUUUGGAGUUUUGCAGUUCUCUGCAUACACAUUCAUACUCAUGGCUUUUUUCAUCCUUUUCUUGUCCUGUUUGGUUUAGUAAGGAUGGGAGCCUGGUGAGUGGUAUUUUGAUUACCCUUGCAUAGGGUAAUAGAAAAAAAAAGUUCAUUAGAAAGAAAUAUUUGAGUUGUUGGGGUCACAUCUGAGGACAGCCAUGCUGGCCAGCCAUGGGACUGUCAAAAUGUGAACUAAAAUGAGGGUUGUAUUCAUAAAGCAGGGGAUGUGAUUAGAAUUUAGCUCCAUCUUCCUUUUUCCUGGUCUGUAGCAGAUGCCUUGGGUCACCUUUUUCAUCAGCUGCUGAACUCUGCUGGUGCGGUAACAUUUUUAAAGAUACUGCAUCUGAGAGACUGAAAGUCCUUGAUGUCAGAUUUUCUCCUGUUUGUCAGGAAAGGGUGGCACAUGGGAGCUUUUGCUUUCACCUCCAGCAGCUUCUGUGCAUUAGCAAUGAGGAGGAACAUUCACUUGAGAUUUUUUACCUAUCUUCCUUGAGGGAAGAGUGGGAUGCUGCUUUCCAAAACAAGCAAAUGGAGCAAGGACUGAUCAGGAUCUAUCUGCAAACUCAUUUGCUUCAGCUAUGCUUAUGGCUUUUUUUAGCAGUUGGAGUGAGUUUUACUGUUUUUUUAUAGAACUUAGCCAUAAAAGAUUAAGGUUAGUACCAGGACUUUUUUUAGUCUCUUCAAAAAAUUAAAAAUACAGUGGUAUGCCCACACAUAGAAUACUAAUUUUAGUUAAGAUUUUUUUUAGCAAAAUCAUGAAAUUGUUAGAACCAUUUCUGAGCUGAGAACACAUUUGUAAAUUUUUUAAAAUGUUUUCUGCAUAUGGUAAUUUUAAGCAUGGGUUUAGAAUGGUCCACGAUGCUUUAUUAGGUUUUGAUAAGUAAUUUUAUCAGAAGCCAGGAGUGUGAGUAAUAGGCAAAUGUAAGUGAUUUAUAUGUACUUCAGGCAGACUUGAGUGUUGCAGAAAUAGAAGGACCACUAACGUGAAGCAACUGAGGUACCUGAAUAAUGAAAAUCUUUAUUGGUUUCUUUUAGGACAGUGAUACUUUAAUUGCAUCGUCCCUUUGAAAUCUUUGACACAAACCAAUGUGUUUGAAAUAAUUCUUCUGGCACUUAAGAUGUCCAGAAACCUUUUGUAUUCCCUUUUGCUUUGUUAUCUUUGAGUAUGAUGAUUUGCAUCAACACUUAGAAACUCUGCACAGUCUAACUUCACUGUCAUAACUGAUCUCACUGAAAUGUGUUUGUGUCUCAAAAUCUGCAUUUUGAUGCUUUUGGCUUUCCUAUCUAAUAUUCUUGUUGGAAUCAGCUGCUCACAGCAGAGAAUUUAAAAAGCAGCUGUACAAAGAUUCCCAGUCAUUAACUUGUAUCAGCGUUCUGUGUUCCUCUAGUGUGCCUGAGCUCAUAUGUUGCACUUGGACUGUGGUUGUCUCAUUUGACACACAGAAUUAUAGGCUGUGCUCUUGACUUGCUGUUGUACUUGAUAGGAAUUUAGCAUUGGGUAAUGCUUAAAGAGCAGCAACAGAGUUGCAAAAUAACAUUCUGGGUAUAUAAUUCAUACCAAGAAGAUCAGUUAGUAAAUUUAGAAUAGAGUUUCUUUUGGGAGUCUGUGCAGGCAAACAAGCAGUUUCAAAGGAGAUGAACCACUUCUGCAAAAUCACAGUUUCAUCGUAUACACUUGGUUUAGCCUGGUGCUUAACGCUGGGUUGCUCUGCAGUUCUACUUGGUUGCCAAUCAACAGCUUUGCACUGGGAGAUAGAAAAGUAGAAGGAAUAGAAAGAAGGGAAUUUUGAAAAGGUAGUUUAACAAAAUGGAUUGGAUCAUGAAGAUUAAAGUGUAUUGCACUUAUCGAACAGAGGAGUAAUUUAAGCAAGAUUAAUUUGUUGCCAGCCUUAACAAAUCCAUACAUUUUCAUUUGUUUCCAUUCAAAGCCUGGGAUGUAAGAUGACUUAUUGCUUAACUACUUAAGAAAUGGAAGCUGCAAUUAUUUUGAUCAGUGGAUGGAAGGUUUGUCAGCUUUUCAGGUUCAAAAGGAGCCUCUCAGAUAAGUAUCUUGAAACUCUUAGUCAUAACAGUGAAGGUAAUCUAUGUAAUAUUUUAUAAUUAUUCUAUUUCCAGUUGCAUGACUGUUACCUUGUUCUUCUCUGUGCUGUUGUUGUGAGGAUAAUUAAUUAGCCUAAUGUUUGGAAAAAUUCCAAGGAAGAUGAGUAACAGCUCACAUGUAGCAGACACCUGUGAUAUUUUUCUUUUUGCAUGCAGUAGCCCCUACUCUCCCUAGGGCUACAGGAAUGUAUUAAACUUUUCAUAAUGGCUAUGUUCAAAGCCAGUCCUUACCACAAGAGUGAGAGAAAGGACUUGGGGGAAAAAAGAAGAGGCAGAAUUUGACUGGAAACAGUGUAACUGUUGGUUCCCUGAAGUUACCUUUAAAAACAAACCCAAAUUGUUUGCUGUUGUGGUGAGAAGCUUUUAUUCUGUCUAUGCUUUGCUUUCAGCGUGGAGGUGAAAUGAUACUUGGCUUUGGAAAUACUGUUUUAUGUCAACGCAUCCAUGCAGUAAUUCUGUGUAAGGGAAGACUUCUCCUAGAGGAAAGCUUUGGAUAACUUAAUCACAUUUCAGCCUCCUGACAAGUUGCAGGUGGUGCUCUGGCUGCUCUUCCAGAGAACAGUGACUCAUCAUGACCUACAGCAUGAUUAAGAUCUCUGAACAACAACUUUUUUACGUGAGUUGACAGAAGUGGGGAGGAGAUGGCCAGCUCAGCCCGAGAGCACCUGCUCUUCGUGCGCCGCCGCAACCCGCAGCUCCGCUACACCCUGAGCCCUGAGAACCUGCAGAGCUUGGCCUCUCAGGGCACCAUGCCUGAGAACAUGAACUUGCAGCGGGCCAACAGUGACACUGAUUUAGUGACCUCGGAUAGCAGGUCUAGUUUGACAGCCAGCAUGUACGAAUACACCUUGGGACAGUCUCAGAACCUCAUCAUUUUCUGGGAUAUUAAGGAAGAAGUAGAUCCAACUGACUGGAUAGGACUAUAUCACAUAGAUGAGAACUCUCCAGCCAAUUUCUGGGAUUCCAAGAAUCGGGGAGUGACUGGCACACAAAAAGGACAAAUUGUGUGGCGAAUUGAACCUGGCCCCUACUUUAUGGAAUCUGAAAUAAAAAUCUGUUUUAAAUACUACCAUGGUGUUAGUGGAGCCCUCAGAGCUACUACUCCAUGUAUCACUGUGAAAAACCCUGCUGUGAUGAUGGGAGUAGAAGGCACGGAUGAAGGUGCUUCUGGAGCUCAGCACUCUAGGAAGUUGGUCAGCUUUACCCUAUCAGAUAUUAGAGCAGCUGGACUUAAAAAAGGCAUGUUCUUCAACCCUGAUCCUUAUCUAAAGAUGUCCAUUCAGCCAGGCAAGAAAAGUACAUUUCCUACGUUUGCUCACCAUGGCCAGGAAAGAAGGUCGACUAUCAUCAGUAACACAACUAAUCCUGUUUGGCACAGAGAGAAAUAUUCUUUUGUUGCACUUCUAACAGAUGUCCUGGAAAUUGAGGUUAAAGACAAAUUUGCCAAGAGUCGUCCAAUCAUCAAACGCUUCCUUGGGAAGUUAACCAUACCCGUUCAGAGACUUUUGGAGAGACAUGCAAUUGGAGACCAGGUUGUCAGCUAUAAUCUUGGCAGAAGGCUCCCUGCUGAUCAUGUUAGUGGGUAUCUCCAAUUCAAAGUAGAAAUCACAUCUUCUGUUCAUGAAGAUGCUUCACCAGAAACAGUUGGGACUUUGCUAGGAACCAACUCUGUAAAUGGAGACUUGGGGAGCCCCUCUGAUGAUGAGGACAUGCCAGCAGGACAUCAUGAUACAUCCACGGUGUGUUCCAAUGGCCCAGUCUUUGAGGAAUCUUCUGGAGACACAAUCCUGAGACAUUCUUUAAGGACUAGUAGGACUCUGGAGACAGACCAGGAUGACCUGACCUCUGGUGGUUCAAGAUCAUCCCCUCCCAGAGGCCGCCAGGACUCACUAAAUGACUAUCUCGAUGCAAUAGAACACAAUAACCAUCCCAGGCCAGGGACAUCUGCCUGUGGUGACCGUCCACGAGGAGCCUCCCCAAAACUGAGGAGUAGCUUCCCUACCGACACAAGACUUAAUGCUAUGCUUCACAUUGACUCAGAUGAAGAGGAGCACGAGCUGCAUCAAGACCUGGGUUUUCCAUCUUCUUUGGAAGAUGAUGGUGGUUUAGUAAUGCUUAAUGGUGCUACCAGAAACGUUGAAAGAAAUGAAGUAAGUUCCUCAUCGGAUCAGGUAAUGCCAGGGCCUGCAGAGAGUGAAAGGGUUUCAGCCUCUGAUGCUCCUUUGCCAUCAGCUGAUGACCAGCAAGAUUCUCUCCCAGAGCUUCCACCUCCGGAGGAAGGAGGCGAGAGCCUGCAGGGCUCUCAGGCUGAGGCCGCAGCAGAGCAGGCCGGCAGCGAGUCCCCUGCCCCUCCGGAGGCGGAGCAGCCUCCUGGCAGCGCGGACCCGGGAGCUGCUGAGGCCGCAGCUGGGAGCAGAAGGGGCGUCAGCGAGACGGAGUCCAUUGACCAAGGCUCGGAGCCUUCGCAGCUGUCGUCGGAGACGGAGCAGAGCGACCCCGCUCGCACCGAGAGCGUCAGCGAGGCCAGCACCCGGCCCGAGGGGGAGAGCGACGCCGAGGGCGCCGACAGCUCCUGCAACGAGAGCGCGACCGUGCGGCGCUCCUCCGUGGAGAUGCGCUGCUCCUCCUGCGAGAGCGCCCGGUUUCCCGACACUCCGGCCUUCUCCCCCCAGGAGGAGGAGGAGGAGGAGGGAGCCUGUGCCCCCGAGGCAGCUGCGGCCGAGCCGGGUGCCGAAGCGCAGGAGCCUGCGAGCGCGGCUGGUUCUCUGCCUGCGGUGCAGUUACCUCAGGAGGAGGCGCAGGAGGCUGAGGCAGGUGAGCUGCCAGACCAAGAGGAAGCAGAAGAAAUCUGGCAAAGAAGAAGAAGCCUGCAGGCAGCAGCUGCCCAGAGCCAGUCUCAGGAUGAAGAAGUUGAGGGAGCGCAGGCAGCUUGUGAGGGUGCCACAGCACAGCUUGAAGGAGCUACUGGAGGUUCUCCAGCCAAUGGCCACCAGCCCUUGAGGUCCCUGCCUUCGGUGCGUCAGGACGUUAGCCGGUACCAGAGAGUGGACGAGGCUCUGCCACCAAACUGGGAGGCUCGAAUUGACAGCCACGGGCGGAUUUUUUACGUGGACCACGUGAACAGGACAACAACAUGGCAGCGCCCCACGGCUCCCCCAGCCCCACAGAUCCUGCAGAGAUCCAACUCCAUACAGCAGAUGGAGCAGCUCAAUCGCCGGUACCAGAGCAUCCGAAGAACAAUGACAAAUGACAGGCCUGAAGAGCACACAAAUGCCGUGGAUGGAGCUGCAGAGGAAGCUGAAUUUCACCAUUCUAAUUCAGAUUUUCGAAGAGAGAAUGUGCUGCCUCACUCUACCUCCAGAUCCAGACUUACUUUAUUGCUCCAGUCUCCCCCUGUGAAAUUCCUUAUCAGCCCAGAGUUCUUUACAGUGCUGCAUUCUAACCCUAGUGCCUACCGCAUGUUUACAAACAACACGUGUCUGAAGCACAUGAUCACCAAAGUCCGGCGCGACACCCACCACUUCGAGCGCUACCAGCACAACCGGGAUCUGGUGGGCUUCCUCAACAUGUUUGCCAACAAACAGCUGGAGCUGCCCAGGGGCUGGGAGAUGAAACACGACCAUCAGGGCAAGGCUUUCUUUGUGGACCACAACUCGCGCACCACGACGUUCAUCGACCCGCGGCUGCCCCUGCAGAGCAGCCGGCCCACCAGCGCCCUGGUCCACCGGCAGCACCUGACACGGCAGCGCAGCCACAGCGCUGGGGAGGUCGGAGAGGACUCCCGCCAUGCAGGACCCCCCGUUUUGCCAAGACCAUCCAGCACAUUUAACACAGUCAGCAGAGCUCAGUACCAGGAUGUGGUUCCAGUGGCUUACAAUGACAAGAUAGUUGCAUUUCUGCGGCAGCCCAAUAUCUUUGAAAUUCUACAAGAGCGCCAGCCAGAUCUUACCAGGAAUCAUUCACUCAGGGAGAAGAUCCAGUUCAUCCGGACAGAGGGAACCCCUGGGCUGGUGCGUUUAUCCAGUGAUGCAGACCUUGUCAUGUUACUCAGCUUGUUUGAGGAGGAAAUAAUGUCAUAUGUGCCGCCACAUGCCUUACUUCAUCCCAGCUAUUGCCAGUCCCCGCGAGGCUCGCCGGUGUCUUCACCUCAGAACUCUCCAGGUACUCAGCGUGCCAACGCCCGAGCUCCAGCUCCGUACAAAAGAGACUUUGAAGCCAAGCUGAGGAACUUCUACAGGAAGUUGGAGACUAAAGGAUAUGGACAAGGCCCAGGGAAAUUGAAGUUGGACUACAGUGGACCAUCGAGAGAGUUUUUUUUCCUGGUGUCCAGGGAGCUCUUCAAUCCAUAUUAUGGUUUGUUUGAAUAUUCAGCCAACGAUACCUACACAGUACAAAUAAGUCCCAUGUCUGCUUUUGUAGACAAUCACCAUGAGUGGUUCAGAUUUAGUGGUCGAAUUCUUGGUCUUGCUCUGAUACAUCAGUAUUUGCUGGAUGCCUUUUUUACAAGACCCUUUUAUAAAGCCCUCCUCCGAAUACUCUGUGACCUGAGUGACCUGGAAUAUCUGGAUGAAGAGUUUCACCAGAGUUUGCAAUGGAUGAAAGACAAUGACAUACACGAUAUCCUAGAUCUCACAUUUACUGUAAAUGAAGAAGUUUUUGGGCAGAUUACAGAACGGGAACUAAAACCAGGAGGAGCCAAUAUCCCAGUCACUGAAAAGAACAAGAAGGAAUACAUAGAGAGAAUGGUGAAAUGGAGAAUUGAGAGAGGAGUUGUACAACAAACAGAAAGUCUAGUUCGUGGCUUCUAUGAGGUGGUUGAUGCAAGACUGGUGUCUGUAUUUGAUGCCAGAGAACUGGAGCUGGUUAUAGCUGGAACAGCAGAAAUUGACUUGAGUGAUUGGAGAAAUAAUACAGAGUACAGAGGAGGUUAUCAUGACAAUCACAUUGUAAUUCGGUGGUUCUGGGCUGCUGUGGAAAGGUUCAACAAUGAACAACGUCUAAGACUUCUACAGUUUGUCACAGGCACGUCCAGCAUUCCCUACGAAGGCUUUGCCUCCCUCCGGGGCAGCAACGGGCCCAGGCGCUUCUGCGUGGAGAAGUGGGGGAAGAUCACUGCUCUUCCAAGGGCUCACACUUGUUUCAAUCGUCUGGACCUUCCCCCUUACCCAUCAUUCUCUAUGUUAUAUGAAAAACUGUUGACAGCAGUAGAAGAGACAAGUACUUUUGGACUUGAGUGAUACACAAACCACAGUGCCCAGCUCAUUGGACUUUUGUGGAUCUGUCUUCUCAAGGAAUGAAUGAACUUUUGUAAUGGAUUCCCUAGAGGAAAAUUGUUUCAUGGUGCAAUUCAAAUAAUGAGGUUCCACGAAGGAGAUUGUGAAGCAAUUAAAAAGCAUUGUGGUAGUGGCAGAAUUCUCAACAGUGAAACUAGAGUGUGCCUGGUGUGCAGGGAAAGCCAAGUCUUGCAGUCCAUGGGGUUUUGGGAUGGCUACACUUCUUAAGUUUAUGUUCUGAACAAACCAGAAACGUGAUGCCAUGUUGUGAUCCAUCUGGCUACUGCAAAACUGACAUGUACCCAAGGACUGGAUUCCAUCAAAGUUGUUCAAUUGAAAAUUCAAGUCAAAAUGUGAAAUCAUUCAAUUCAGUCCCUUACCCACCCAGUAAAUUAUCAAAAAAGCAUACAACUGAACUUUAAUAAUUAUUUUUUUUUAAUUCAUGAAGGUACAUUACUUUAUGCCAUAUGUUAUAACAGCAUAUCCAACACUUGCUUUACCUAAGACUACGAGUGCCUGCAUGGGGAACACCAUAGAGCUCGAGUUCCUGAGGCAGAAGUGAGUUGGAGGGAAAAUCAGCAACAAAGGAUGUAACAACGGCUUGUGCAUUGAGGAGGUUUGUGGAAAUGCAUUUGCCAGUGGUGUGUAUGACAAAAUAUGAGCUGUUACAAUGAACUUAUUAACUUAAUAAGACUGAUUUUAUGCUUUAUACUGCAUGGAAACUAUUUUAAGAAGAAACUAGCAAUUUAUCACAGCAUAUCAGGAAAAAAACCCUAACACAGUGACUUCUGUUUAUUUUUAUAGGUUCAUUAUAUUAUGUUUCUUAGAGUGUAAACAGGAAACAAGCAAACAAAAGUGUUAUUUCUGUUUUGUCACUUUCCAUGCUUGAACAGACAUUCUGCUAGUGUUUAUUCUUUGAGCACUCUCCAGGGAAAAAAAUGCCUUUUAUUUUUAUAAGAGUAAAAAGACUCCCGAAAAUAUUUUGCACUGAAUGUACCAAAGUUGAAGGGACAUUAUAAUCUGACUGAUAGCAAAUUGCAUCACUAUCAAAUAUCUAUAAAAAUGCUUAGGAACCAGGCUUUCUUCACAGUGCCAUGUCUAUAGAUACCAGGACUGUGCACAUAAGUAAUAAUUUUAUAAUACUAUAUGUGAUAUUGUAAUAUGCAUUUAUUUUAAAUGCAUCUGGGUCAUUUUUCAUGCAUUGGAUAACUUAAUGCAGUGGAAUUUAAUACAGAUAUUUCAUAUGCUCCCCACAACUUUUUAUUUGUACAGCACUGUAAAACACUAGCUCAUUUGGAAAACCAUGAAUAACUUCUUUAAGGUGAGCCACUGGUCAUAAAGCCACUGUCCUGUAUCAGUGAACACCUACAAGAUGUAAACUGUUCGUAGUGUCCAAGCUUGCAUUUUCACUGAUAAAUAGUUUUCUUAUCCAAUGUUAUUUGAAGCAGUUUCUAUGGCAUAUCAAACACUGCAUGGACACCGAUUUCUUUAUGCUUAAUUUUGCUGAAAUACACGAGGCUUGCUCGCUUCUAUUUUUUGGUACUUUUCCUCCAGAUGGUCUUGUGGAACACUUGUGUAGCUGUGCCCCAUUUCUCGCACAGCUGCUGUCACACGCUGCAUCCACCACAUUUUCAAAUGGCAGGAGUUGCACUUGGACACUGGAUGACAAGAACACGAAUCCAGCUCUGUGCUAGCCCUUUGGUAGUGCUGCAGCACAGCAAGCUCUGUUCUGUGGGGAAAGUAGCUUUUGAAGUAACCUUCUCACUUUGGAGGCUCUUGAAGGGGCGUCUGAGGGAGGUGUCCUGCUUGUUCUGGUGGGAGGUUUGUUCCAGCAGAGGCGAGCGUCCCUGGAGAUGUCGUCAGCAGAGACUGCCAGUCACCCUCCGAGGCAAAGGCAGCUGCAGCUGUGGUGGUGACUGAGAAAACCCUUCAGACUUACUGAGGAAAUGGCACAUGUGCAAAGGAAAAGCAAAAUCAGUGCGAAAGCAUUCUUUUAUUUCAAGGAUAAUUGAGCUUCUGCAUGACAUCUGGGACUCUCUUAAGUAACUUAGGUUUUCUUAGGCUACUUCUGGCUGGUAUGAAGUAGCAAAGAAAAAUCCAAACACAUCACCCUGUUUCUACAUGUAUAUUUAUCAGUCUUUGCUAAGAUUGCAUGUCACAGGUCCUAAUACACAUCUCUCUUCAGAACAUGAAUGAGCAGUAGGCAAACUGACUUUUCAGCAGGUCACUCCAGCAUGGCUCAUGUUUCAUGGGAUCCAUUCACUGAGUAGCUAAAAUUCUGGCACUCAGAGCAGAAUGCAACUUCUGAUUGGUUGAGGGACUACAGAAUUUUCAUUUUACAAUACUGUGUUAUCUGUGGUCUUAAAAAAGAGAUUUCCCAGGUGGAAACUGUAUCUACAAGUUUUGAACCAGAUACUCUUUGGAAUGAAAAGUUUAAAUAUUUGGCACAAAGUAAGUUUAUACUAGUUUGCCUUUUAAGUUAUGCUUUUGUACAAAACUAAAACAAUAAAUGCAUCUUGUCAAUUUUUAUUUAAAUAUAUCUACUGCACCCAUUUGUUCUGUAUUUAUGCAUGUAAAAAUAAUUGAAAUCAGCCAUGAUAAUCCAAUAUUCUGUGAAGAUGUGACAGGGUCACGAGUGGGGCAGCUGUCAGUUAGAAAAUAGAUAAAUUAAAAAAACAUCCAGAGUCUUUGUAGCACUAAAGCCAAGAGAGACUAAAGAGAAGUUGCUGCUUCCUCCUUUGCUGCCAACAUCCCCUGGGGGACUCCACAAAAGCUCUGUGGGAAGGUUGAGGUGUCAGCUGGGUACAGCUGCCUGUGCUGCCUCGAGCACUUGGCUCUUUGUGACGUGUAAGGGAUGCUGCUGCUCUAAGGGAUUAACAAGGAGGGAGUAGAGGAGAGGAAGCCUGAGCUUAGUCAGAUACCCACAUCUCCUGGCAACUGCUUGGAAUGUUCUCCCUUUGGUUUUGGAAGCCAUUCCCAUUUAAUGUGUCCCAAGGGAAAGCCAGCUUUCAUGUCCUGCAGCUUGGCUGCAGCAGGCGACCACAAUGCUAUUGCUUAUGACACAGUGUAGCAGGGAUGAGGGUCCACACAGAGCGAGGCUGGGGAGCCUUUCCAAAGCUCUCUAACUCCUAGGAGCUUUUCCAGAUGGUGCUAAGGAGCUUUGCAUUUAGGAAGGAAAAAAGUGGACAGAAGAAUCCCUUCAGCCAAUGACAACUGAUACUAACUUAACCCACAGCAUCUUCAUCACACAGAGGCUGGCAGGGGACGUCCCUGCAGGAAUUGAAGUGAGGUGCCCAUGUUUCCUGCUCUGCUGGGAAGUGGAGCCACACAUCACCGGCCAAAAAGCAGCUCCCAGGUCACUGCCGCCGGGGCAGGCUGGCAGCAGAGUGGCCUCUGUGCCCCACAUGCCAGGGCAGGCCCCUCUGCCCAGGUCCCAGCAUCCCAGCCCAGCAGAGGUGUGCUUUGCUCACCUGGCACUGCUGGCAGUCAGGUUAUAGCCAGAACACUCCUAAAUACACCACAAAAGCUUGGAAUCAAUGAAGUUGUGCAGUGGGGCACCUGCUGUAGCAGUCACCCGCUGAGUCUGCAGGCCAGCAGCAGUGAGGGGAGUGGUGCCUUUGCCCACAGCAGCAGGGCACAGCCAUCUGCCACCUCUGUCACACCGCCAGCAGCACCUGGCAGGGCAGGACAGGAGAGCCUUUCAAUCCAGACCUUCUUCCCCACCCGCUCCCUGCCUGCUUUUUUCCUUGGUAUUCAUCAAAUAUUUGCCUCCUUUUGCUUUUAAACAUAAUUUUCAUUAUCCUGUACUGACCUUACCAUGAAAAAUGCUAACAUGGCUUAGAGAGUAAGUGGGGUGAGCUCUUGUGCGUUCCCAGGCAAAGCUGCUCAGGGGCACCACAUGAGCUGCACAUGGCAGCAGGCAGCUCCGGGGCACGGGGGGCGGGGAAUAGCUGUAAUCUGCGGGGAACCGAAAAUCUGGGCAGCAGUGCCCUGGCAGGACAUCACACAGAGCUUCUGGUAGGAGCUGGACUGGCAGAGCACCCAACGGCUAGUUUGCUCAGUUUAAAAUUAUAGGAAACAGAAGAGGUUUGUGGUUUCUUAUAUAUUUUGAAUCCUUUAAAAAAAGUUUAAAAAAAAAAUUCCUUCUGGAGCAUUUGCAAUUGUAUCAUCUGGUUGUUAAAUGUAAUCUCAGCAGUAUUAAUUGCAGAUGUUUACUGAGUUUCUGCAGUGGUAGCUGCAGAGUUUUAUGGAGCUGCUUGGAGCAGGCUGUCUCUGGACUGAGGGAAUUCCUGUUCACAUCAGGGAAACUUCAUCAGCUGUGUUUGAAUGGCCAGUGUAAGUUCACUUCCCAUAGCAUAACGCAAGUUACUUCUUUUCAGUGAAUGAAACUUAUCUGCAUUUAAUUAUACUAAUAGUGCUGGUUUUCCUGCCACUUUUUAUGUAGAGGGUUAAUAUAUUCCUGUUAGCACUAAUGGGAAUUGAGCAGAAGGUUGAUCUCCAGUCAUAAGAUUGCAGAUGUAGCUUUCAUCUAUCUACUGUUGUUUCCCCUUCUUAUCCCUUUCUCUCUGGGCAAGCAAUUGAACUCCAAGCAAAUUUUCAGAAAAAUUACUCAAAGCUGGCUUCUUAAACUGUUUGUGUUUUGGCUCAAUUAUGUGCUAUAAAGCAGAACUGCAGAAAUGCUAUGGGUUGACUGGCUCAUCAGUUUAAGUAGAAAAUUCUUUACGAUUUUGUUAGUGCAACCAUACUGGCUGCUGUUGGACUAAUUUAACCUUUUGCCUAAAUAUUUUACAAUAAAAAAUUUUUGGAGGAUGAAUUUGAAAUUACUUGUUUGCUGGAAAACUAAAUAUAUGUUAGGUAAAUAGCAGAGGAAAAGAAUAACUUUACUGUAAAGGCAGUAUAACCCACUUCAGUUAGCAGUAUGCAGAAUUACAAUGCUGACCCUCCAAACACAGAAUUUUCACAAUGAAAGAUGGUUUAUAUUUUGCAUGUCUUCCAAAUAGACCAUGAACUUCACAGUGCUUUUGUUCAGCUUUAGACUGACUAAUUUUGGUAUUAGGCUACUACUAUUUGGGAUGUUCAUUGCUGUGAAAUGUUUUUUACUUAAACAUUUGUAGUAUUUUUACUAAAUAUUUUCCUUUCGGACUUUACUUCAUAGGUUUUGCUCAGAGCCAUAUUAUGCUGUAGGUAUUUUAAGGGAAAAUCAUGAUUAUUUGAUAAUUCUGUUUUGUAUGACUGACCUUCUGGCCACUGUUUAGAAAGGUUCCUCCUGAUUUUUGGUAAAAGAUGACAUUCAAGGACUCCUGGAAUGGUUACAAUCCAUUGAAGUGUCUGUAUGUAUUCUAAAUGCAUUUAAAAAUACCUCCUGAGGACUAUGUGAAAUAGUUGCUGCACUCAUUAAUUAGCCCCUUUCUAAGUCAGUAUUUCAAAAUUUGAACUUGUUUCCUUUCAGAUUACAUUGGAGAAUAAUUACACAAAAAUUUUAACUAGAGAUGUAUUCUGACAAAUUUUUCAAAGCUAUGAUGGAUGUGAAAGGGAGCCAAGCUACGCUGCUCUCAAUUCUUUCACCUGUUAAAAAACUUCAGAAUAAUGAAACUUUAUCUUUUGGGUUUCAGUUGUUUCUUGUUUUCAGAACUUUGAGAAGCUUCUCAUUCAGCCCGUGUUAGAAAAAGCCUUGCCUACUUGGAGGCUUUUGUUAAGCACUCAGCAGGUAUAUUGUUCAACUAAUUUAACAUCCCUUUGUGCUAAUAUCAAUUAGCUUUUAAAUGUAUAGACCUACAGAGCUCCACAGGACUCUGGUCUCCCUUAUUCUGGGCUGCCUUCCAAAGCCAUCCAUCCUGUCCCUUUUGAUUGCACAUAAUCCUGCAAUCACUCAGAGACAAUUGCUGACCACCUACACUGACUGGAGCUGUACUGUCACAGUAAGACUCUGGGUUUGGGUUUACUUUCAAAAGCAGCUCCCUCAGUCCAGAGUCGACAAGAUGACUGUUACUCUGACAUCAAGACUGAGCUGUUCAAUAAAAACAGUCAUAAAAGUGGUUUUGAAAAUAGUUGAUUAGAUAUCCACAGGUAAAAUGUCUUUUGGUUUUGGUUUGCAAAAUUGAUGAGGCAGGGGAUUUUGCUUGCAAUAUUUUUUAUUGCCAGAAUCUGUGGGCCCCAUGGGCUGCCCCAGGCUGUUGGGCAGGUGGGUGCAGAGCCUUUGCAGUGAGGCAGGUGAUGCUGAUCCAGAAACCACAGCAGCAGGAGAUCUGUUCCCGCAGUGAGCACUGUGCCUUCCACAGCUGGAGGCUUUCUCAUGCAGCCCUUGAGCUGGAUUUUUCCCAAAAGCUCGUUGUAUCUCUGAUGCCUGCUACUUGCAAUACAAGCAGCUCGUGAAACACUCCACUGACUAUUCAACAUCUUCCAUUUUAAAAGAGGAUUACGUUUUUCAUAGUUAGAAAUGCCCAUCCGGCAGUAUAAGGUCAAUAGAAGAGGAUUUUGCUGAGACAUCAUAUUUGAUUGCCAUGCUGACGGCAGUCAGAUGUUGGAGCUCACUAAUUUUAAAGUCGAUUACUGUAUGAAUAAGAAAAUAAAUCUGGGAAGCCUCAUAAAUAAUUCUAAGCAGGAAUGUAAUUGUAGGUGCUGUAAUGAUAAGACAGGGCAGUUCCACGCAGCAUACAAGAUACAGCUGUGGAGGAGGGCUGGAGUGAGCACAAGGCUGAGAGAAGGCACAGGAAGAGCACUGCACUUCGAGGGUAGGGAGCAGGACAGUGAGCUGUGGUGAGCCCUGGGAUAUAAAACAGGACACUUCCUGCUUGAAAAUUAGGCUAUGAUAAGGCACCUAGGAAAAAAUGACUGUUCAUCCUGAAAUACAUUGGUGUUACUGCAACUGCAGGACAUGCUUUAACUGAUUAUUAGCUUUUGAAAAUCUAAGUACACAAUCAGAAAAUUUACUUUUAUGUGGUUUGGCUUCUUUGUUUUGUUUUAUUUGGACUGGGUUGUUUUUUUAUUUGGGCUGUUUUCAGGAAAACGAAGGCUUCUAAAUAGAGUGGUGUCUUCAGGAAAACGAAGGCUUCUAAAUAGAGUGGUGUCUGGAAGUGGUCAUUUGUUUGUACAAGUAAUGACUGUUUAUUAUUAUCUGCAUUUGGCAAAGGAUACCACUUCUGAUAAAAGGUUAAAUCAUCAGAACCAGUGGUGACUUUCCUCUUCAAUGUGAUGGGCCAAAUACCUAAUGUUUAGCUGUGUCAAAAUGCAGAUUUUGGGUUUUUUUAAGAUACUUGAUAUUUGCAUUAUGUUUGUGUAAGAACAAUGCAUUUUGACAAAGACAAGGAUUUUGAUGUGGCAUUUCCAAAGCUUACUUAGGGUAAUACUUAGAAUUUUCUCAAUGACCUAGGUAGUUUUACCCAAGUAGAUGCAAGUCUUGAUUCCAUUCACACUCUAAUGACAUUAUCAAAAAAAUACUGUGUAAGAGGGUGGGAGGGUUUCAUGAUGGGUUUCUGUACCUAAAAGCUGACCUGUUUUUUUUACCUGAAAGAUAAGACUAUUGAAUGAUUGAAUAUGAGAGUCAGGAGAGGAAUUCCUUGUGAGUUUUCUUCUGCAACAUGGUCACUGAGACGGUAGGAGUUUUAUAUAAACUUGAAGUCCUAAAUGAGAAGACAAACUCCCAUGUUGAACCAUACUGGUUCAAUAGUUCCAUUCAGCGGGACAUUUUUCUGCAAUGAGUCUGCAACACUCAGGAGACUGCUGUUUAUUAUCAGCAUUGCAGGGAGGAGGAGAAUUAUGAUAAUAUUAACUACAUAAAUCACAUGUGGAGGAUGCUUUUUCUUUGCACGCUGUUUUUCCUGGGAAUGACGUAGCCUUGAGGGCAUCCAUGAAUCCUGAUCAGCAAGGCUGCUUUUUGAACAAUUGACUGAACAUUUGUACUUGUAAGGGCUGGUACAGUAUGGAAAGGGAGAUCUUUGGAGGAGAAGAAGGUAAUGAGGGAUGUGGUGUGGAAUACUGCUACCCCAAAGUCAGUUGAUGUUCCUGCCCUUGCUAGGUUACAGUUUGGGUUUUUCAGCAUGUUUGAAAGUGUGUAGAGUUUUACAAGUUUUUGUAGUGGGGAUGCAGGCAUCCAGAAUCUAACAGGAUUAUAGGUGCAUCUUCCUCAUUUUUGACAAUUACUUGAUAUAAUUUUAUACCAAGUUCUUUGUUUUUAAAGAAUUUCAGGCACUGAGAAUAUGGAGUGCAUAUUUAUUUCUAAGCUUUAAGUAGAACACGGUGUAUUUUUUAAUCCUUUCCAUACUUUUCAGUUAAGUGUUCACAAGACUGUAUAUCAAAUACAAUUCCAAGUUUUUCUAUCUUUCUACAAGCCAGUUUAAGUUUCAUCUGAAUUUGGUACAUGACUUUCACAAAACACUAAAUGGGGAAUACCUGCUUCAAGCAUUAAGAUGGUUUCCCUCCUUUUCCCUAUUUACAUUGCAUUACAUUUCAGGAUUUUUUUCUUCGAGGCAGAGAGAAGAGAUAGAAAAUGUGUUGAGUGUGUUACAGGGGCACACAAUGUGUGUCAUUGUGCCUGGCUUCAAGGAAUGUACUAUAAUGUUUGACUGCUCACAAAUUUACAUAAUUUGAAUACAGGACUGUUGUGUUGUAUUCCCUGUUACUCAAAAACAUUUGGGGAAAAGAAUUUUCUGUGUAUAAUUUUAUUUUCAUACUGAUCUCUAUUUUGUUUAAGACCAUGUUUCAUCAUGAAAUCACUUAAUUAAAAUAAAUCUUCU